AUGCCUGAUACCCGCAAGCAUCGGCGGCGGCGUCACAAGGGGAAAUGUGGGAGGCAUGAAGAUGUCAAUGAAGUGCCGAAACAAACGAUUUAUAUGAAUCCCCCGGGCGCAUAUACUGUUCAGGCCUUUCAAGGUGGAAAUCCAACACCUCCACCUUUCCAUAAUCCCCAUACGGGUGUCACCUCACUGGUUCACCUACCCCCACGACCGAACCAGGGUCCAGUACCUGUCCCUUAUAAUCCUGGUACGGUAGGGAGUCCACCCCCAGCCUGGUAUCCAACGGGGUAUCAAGCCCCGAAGCCUACCUCCGAUCUUGCGAAAUGGACAUCUUGUGCAAAUCUCAGCCAGUCGGUCUCAAACAUCGUCGCACACACUGCAGAAAAAACAAAUGCCACCAUCUUGGAUCUGGAGAAUCUUGUCCUCCAAAGUGUGGGUGGAGGCGCAAAUGUUCGGGAGAGCACAUCGCGACUCUUGGAUCAAGUUGUUACAUUGAUCGAUAUCGGGUCUUUCCGCGGGAAGGAGAAUGAGCUUAUGGCUGCAUGUGCGCUCCCAUCCGGGUCCGGAGCGCGGAAAAGAGAUCGUUGGACUCAUGCGCCUGAGAAACAGAAACCUUCGUCGCCGGUCGACUAUUUCUCGAAGGUCUAUCUCUAUGCAAAUUCUCGAAUGCCACCACAUCUUCCUCACAUCAAAUUCUAUCCCGCAACCUAUCCAUUGCUAAAGCUCGCGGCCCAUUAUUCACAACAAGUAUACGAAAAGCCAAAUGGCCCCGAGCGACAAUCCUACGUGAAUUCGGACUGGCGCCAAGGUACAAAGGCAAUGGUCAUCAAAUCGCUUCCUGUCGAUAAAAUGAACACUAUGGUAUUCGCCAUUCGGGGGACGCAAAGCUUUAGUGACUGGGCUGUAAAUGUCCAUGCGGCACCAGCUUCACCUGCUGGCUUUCUUGAUGACCCAAGGAAUAAAUGCCAUGCUGGGUUCCUGUCCGUUGCCAGGAAGAUGGUUCCAGCUGUCGCCGCACGACUGCGUACUUUGAUCGAGGAAGAUCCUAGUCGAAUGUCAUAUACGCUUCUUCUCACAGGUCAUUCUGCAGGCGGGGCUGUCGCUAGUCUCCUUUACCUUCAUUUACUUUCCGAAUCAUCGGAUGUCAAAUCUGAACUCACACAUCUACGCGGUUGCUUCAAGCAUAUUCAUUGCAUCACUUUUGGUGCGCCCCCCCAUUUCGCUUUGGCCAUUGCAAAGGCCGCCAAGUGCCAAUCCAUCCAAAUCAAUGUUCUUCUCGGCGACCCAGUCACACGCGCAGAUAAGGGAUAUUUCUUUUCUCUGCUGGACUUGUAUGCUUCGCCAGCUCCUGGGUCUGUCUGGUCACUCUUCGACCCAAGGGGCAAACGGAAUCCGUCGAAAUACUGGCAAGUUCCCCAGUCAACGCUCUCAAAUGCGGGUCGAAUUAUUCUCCUUCGUUCUCAUGGCCAGGGAUAUGGUCGUCCAUUGAGGAAUCCAUCAGCUGGUCCUGAUGCCCCUCCGCCACUCCCACCCCGCGAGAAGGUAGAGGCGUGUGGCACGACGGAUUUAGAUUUGCGCGGUGUAGUGUUUGGUGACCCGCUUAUGCAUUUUAUGGAUCUAUAUGCUCGCCGGAUUGAGACACUCGUAAGUGGUGCGACAAGGCGAAAGUUUCAUUGA
Penicillium cosmopolitanum is the source of this 1674-nucleotide messenger RNA. RefSeq names its product lipase family protein. Gene Ontology annotation, biological process: lipid metabolic process. The transcript has 4 exons. NCBI's taxonomy places the organism in Eukaryota, Fungi, Ascomycota, Eurotiomycetes, Eurotiales, Aspergillaceae. The coding region runs from base 1 to 1674 and encodes 557 amino acids. The record is from RefSeq and is a predicted model, not a curated record.